AUGCCGCAGUUGAGGUCAGGGAAAGUGGUGAGAGCCAGCGAGGUGGAGCUGGUUGACCCGGAGGUCACCGGCCCUGGCUCUUCAGGUGCAGGGUGUGAGCCAGGGAAAAAGAUGGUAGUGAAGCGGAGUCCUUGCCUGGCUCCAAAAAGAAAACCUGAACAGCCCUUAUGUUCCUUUCCACAACUUGCCACGCUCUCCAGCACUUCCUUUGAGUGUUUUGCUCCUCUUGUGCCCAUGCAGAAGGAGCGAGGUGAGAACAGCCAGAAAUUCCCAGGUAAAAAAGCCAAGGGGAUCCAGGACAGGAGGUCUGUCAGAAAAAGCAAGGGUGUAGCUUCACCGGUUUCAGACACAGCUGAGUGUGAAGAUUGCCAAGAAACUGCCGUGGCUGCAGCAGUGUGCUGGGAAGAGACUGUAAGAAGAGGRACAGGGCAAAGUCAACAGCUGUUAUUCCCAGGAACUAUUUUGCAGAAUAAGUUCUCAGCAGGAAUUGAAAGCGGUGAACAUGCUUGCUCAGAAGACCUGAACCUCUYAGAUUUCCCAGAAGUUUCAAGGGGUUCAGGAAAGGAAGGCCAGUAUUCCUGUAUGAAAAUAAAAUUACAAAUCCCAUCUUUGGAGGGGGAAAUUGAGAGCGCAGAGAGACAUGGAAUAUCCUGUUCUCUAGAACCAGAAAGUCUGCAACCCAAAAGGGUCACRUGGAGUACUGAAAUGAAAUGCGCUGACCCUGUAAUGAUGCAGAAUAUGCAAUUCCCAGAUCUUACGAAGAAUUYGGGGGCUCAGGAAGCCACACCUGUACCAAAAUCUCAGGAAGAGGUUGAUAUACUAGAGAAGUUGAAUGGGUGUCCAUUAGUUGGAUCCGGAACACUAGGGACACGGGAAAAAGAAAAGAGAUGCUUGGGCAAGAAAGGCAGAUCAGUGGUGAAACCAAAAGUACAUGGUCCCAAAGAGAGGGGUAGUUCUGCCUUGCUAAAACAGCAUUGCCCUGCUAAAACGCAGUGUCUAGAGUCCGGAAAAAGAGCUCUGGGUAUGAGGAACAGAAAAGCAGUGCUGUCACAGCAGCWGCAGGGUCUGAGUGGACAAGAACAGCCAGCAACCAGAAGAAAGAAGCGUUGCAUGGAAGAAGAGCAGCAGAGCUCAAGCCCUCAGAAAGGACRAAAUAGCCCAGAUGGAAGUGCAAAGGAACAAUUGAAAGCUGUUGAGGAAGACUCUGAUACUUCACACACUGUGAAGAAGCUUAAGACAAUGCAAAACAGAUCUGAAGAUUGUGAGGAAAAGGAAUGUCACUGUUCUAAAUCUUCUAGAGUUUCUAAUUCAAGUGGGGCUGAAAGCAAGAGCUUUCUAUGCCAUGCUGUAACAAAAGAGUCUGGUGUGCAAUAUAAAAAAAGGCAACACAGAUCUGAUCAAAUCAAGCACUUGCAAAGUUUAAGUGUGACUGCUGCUGAAAAAGUGAUGAAUACGUCCGCAAAAUGUGAUGCUGAACAUUGCAGUAAUGGUCUAAACCAUUGUAGUGGCUUGCUAUUUGCAACAGAAAAGAAUCCAUUUGUGGUACUAGAGGAUUGUAGUUACAUCAAUACAUUAGUGAAGCCUUCAGCUAGUGGGACUACCAACACUUACAAAUUAAAUGGAGUCUUCCAUGUAGCCCAUGGUACUGGAGCCCUGCAUGAUAGAAUUUGCAGCACUAGUGRGAUGCAGAAUGAGAGCUCACCCAUAAAAUGUAGUUUAUCAUCUAAUAAGGAGAAGAACGGAAAUGAAAAAGGCUGUUUUUCCUGCUGUCUGAGUGAAAGUAGUAAGUGUUUAAGGGAAAAAAAAUGGAAUAUUGGUAGAAAGCAUAGAAAAGAAGUGAAAAUCACUGAGAAAUCUGCAGAUAUGGCUAGUAAGUGCAAAAAGGGUGAGUUAGAAGCAGCAGUUGCCAUGUCAAGCUCAUUUGCAGUUUCAGGACUAAGUCAUACUCUGUCAGCAUCRUGUGAUCAUACAGAAAAAAAUGCACAUGAAGUACAAACUGCAUCAGCUUGGAGAAAGAAUAGUACCAAAUUACUUGUGUGCGAAGGUGCCUUUAAGAAGACAUCUGAGCCCUCUGUAAAAGCAACAGGAGAAAAUUCAAGCAGUGUGGCACAUCAUGCAGCUGCCUCAGGUAGCCUGAGAGUGUUAGCUCAGAUCUGUGAUGUUUCUGAUUGUCACAAAAGCAAGACAGGGGAAUAUUUGAACAAAGUUAGUAAGAAAUUGCAGCAAUUCACCUGUCAAAGAACAAUACCCAUGACUGGUAAAAAAGUUUGGCCUGUUGAAUCUUGUGCCAGGACUUCUGAAUGGUUUCUUGAAAAUCAUAGGCCCAUCUCAGAAGGAAAAAGACUGCGAAAGGCUUUCUUUGAGGAUUCCUCUGAUAAAUGCAGUGUUAAAACUGUAUUACAUAGUGCAGUGACUGGGAAUUUGAGACAGUUGGAUUUACAUACGCCAUUAGCAGACAUUACAAAAGAAAUUACACAUAAAAAUAUUCAUCCAAAUACUGACUGUCAGACUUCACUUGAGACAGCAGAAUCCUCUUCUGUGGAUAUUUAUGAGACUUUUACAAUGAACAGUGAAAAUGGGGAAUCACCCGUUAGUACAGAUAAAAGUGCCGCUUUUAACCAUGAUGCUGUACAACAAGUUAAAGCAAUCUUGAAUUUUACAGCAAAGCAAAAAGAUGAAAAUGAAGGAGAUGUAAUAGAAGGAAACCUGUCUGUGACAGUCCAGAAUGGUAAAACAAAACAAAAAGAUAAAAGUGAACGAGUUGUGACAAAUAGAAACCUGUCUCUCACCAUCCAGAAUGGUACAACAAAACAGAAGGAUAAAAAUGCAGAUGAUAAAAAUGAAGGAGUUGUGGCAAACAGAAACCUGUCUGUCACCAUCCAGAACGGUACAACAAAAAAGGAUAAAAAUGCAGAUGUGACAAAUAGAAACCUGCCCAUGACAGUCCAGAAUGGUGCAACAAAACAAAAAGGUAAAGGUGAACGAGUUGUGACUAAUAGCAACCUGUCUGUGACAGUCCAGAAUGGUACAACAAAACAAAAGGAUAAAAAYGAAGGAGAUGUGACAAAGGGAAACCUGCCUGCAACAGUCCAGAAUGGUGCUUGUACCAGUAACACUAAUAGAAUAAAUUUCAGCCCUAACAUAUCAGUAGUGAACCAGACACUUUCUGAUUUAAAGCUAAUUAAACCAUUAAACUCUGGAAACCUGGCAAAUUUCAAAAUUCCCUUAUGCAGAAGCAAAUCUGAAUCCAAGAAAUUGGAGUCUAUCCAUUCAUUUGAAAGAAAAACUUGUAGUCCACUAGAGCUUUUUGGAAGCACUAGUGUUUCAGGAGGGCAGAAGACAGGUGAAGAGACWUUCUUGGUAAAUUCUGAGCAGCCUCCUCUUCCUGUCGUGGAUGAUGCUACAUCUACAGCUUCCAUACAGAAAAAAAUAGAUGAGAUUGACAGUAAGGAAUUCCAUCAUGAUGGCUCCGUAAACCUCUCAAAUGAGAUAUCURUGCUCCCUGAAAGUUUUUCUGCACAUCCACAUCCUCUUUUUGAUGGACAGCCAGAGUCAUCUGUCCCUGAUGUCUGUGAUACUGAAUGUGUGCUGAAAUCUAGUUUUCCUGAUGAUUUAUGGAAUUCAGUUGACCACCUUGUUGGAUUAGAAAUAAAUGAUGRUAAAAAAUCAAGAAGGAAUCUUUCACAACACAAAAGUCAAAAUUUACCAGAUAUCCUUGAAGCUUACAACCAAGAUGUUCUUGUCAUUGAUGUGAUUCAGGAUGACCCUGACCUUUUUGGAACCACUAAUGAAGAGGAGCUUGCGCCUGCACACUGUGCAAAUUGUCCAGUGAAAGCAUCCUCUGCAAACUGCAUUAAAAGCACAAAGCAGUAUAUAAAGCCUGAAUCUCCCGUUACCUCAGAAAAGACAUAUGCAGUAGAGAAAAGUUUUAGAUAUGUGCAAGAAUCUGGAAUGAUACUGAAUGGUACUGAAAAGUCAAAUGAUACUGAAAAUUCCUGUAAUUUGGUAUUAAAAGCUGAACAUGUGAAAACCUGCAACUCCUCCAGAGGAAGCAGUCCUACGGGAGAUGUUAUUGAGGACUUUUUUAAAGAUGGGCAACAACAGAGCAAGCUGGAUGAACUUUUGGAGAGUUUUGACAUGGAUGAAAAGUUCCAGCUUGCAGAUGGAAUGCCUGAUGUUGAAGAAGAAAAAAAGAGUGAAGCUGUAAAAAGUGACUGUAAGUACAACGUGAACUGUGAAUUACUGUCCAGAUUGCCAUUGAAUGAAGUAAAUCUCUUCAGUGAAGCUACAGUGAUGAAAUCCUGGACAAAUGGUUACAAAUCUUCAGAAAGGAGUGCUUUACUGCCAUUUAAGAAUUGUGGAGAUAUUGAGCCAUGGAAGAUGGAGAAAAACGCAAUUGCUUCUCAUUCAGUCCAGCAGAUCCUUGAUGCACUUAACUUGCCCCGUAAAUACUGCAGAUAUUAUUUCAUGACUUCACGUGGGUGUGAAAGGACAAAAUGUUGGUUCUGUCAUGUUCCUGGACAAGGGGAUGAAAAGAUUUGCAUGGCAAUUCUUAGGACAUACAUUAGUAUCAAAGAAUCAGGCCUCCUAAAACGUGCAGUUCAAAUAUUUGUGCAGUAUUACAGAGAAGUUACUCCUGGUGUGGAUUUUGCUUCUGAAGUGCUGAAUGAUCUUCUUGUUUCACUGCUCAACAAUUGUUUGUUGCAGGAAGUAUUUCAGAUACUGAAUGUAGUUGUACAAAUCAAGAGACUGCCAGCUGUAGAUGUUCUCCUGAAAGUUUUUGAGCAUGUGGCUUCUUUGAAUAUAAGAAAUGCUGUGCCUACAUUAAUCAGUACCUUUUGUAAGCUCAUUGAUGCUGGUAUGUUCCUCGAGUUUGAGCAUUUUGACUACAUUUUAAAGUUACUUCACCAAUUGCAAGUUUCCAGUUGGGAUAUAAGUACUGUAUUGAACAUAAGAUCCAGAUUAAAGGAAAGAUAUUUUGAGAAGACAUGGAUUUUUGAUUUCAACUUGGCAGUGGCUGARAUUCAGCAUUGCAAGGAAAAAAGGGAUUGGACCAAGCUGGGAGCUUUGUAUCUUAAUGCAAGAACUGGAUGUGAACAUAUUGAUGAUCUUCAGAAAUUAUUUUUAUCUGUUGCUGAAAUUCUAACCAAAGAUUCUGAGACAGACASACCAGGAGUUCCUUUUUGUGAUUUUGCUGAUGCAGUCAUGAAAAAUUCACACCCUAAUGAAACAGACAGACUUUUUAUUGGAAGGACUGGGAUAAGCGUAAUGUAUUCAUAUCACAAAGUACUGCAGUGGAUAAAGGGAAGGAAGGUUUUGGAUAAACUACAUGAGCUGCAGAUAGACUUUACACUCUUAAAAGGACUUGUAGGUGCCGGGAGGUCAGCAUCGAGAUGUCAGAUUGUUAACAAAGCUGCAGAAAUCUUUCUUCAUUCUGGAAAUUUGGAUGGAGCAACGAGGGUAUUGAGAGAAUCAGAGUGGAUCACAGACGCACCAUUGUGGCCCUGUGAUAAAAUGGACAUCGUCAAUCGACAUCAUCUGUUAUGUGCAAUAGUGCACAAAUACUUGAGGAAAAGUUUGUACAGGCAGGCAUUUGAAGUUCUGCAGAACUUACCAGAUUUGCAGAAACAUUCUGGUAUUGUAGAUACUUCUGAAUACAGCUGCCUUUUUAACAAGCUGAUAAAUGCCUGUUUUGAGAACAAGAACCUUGGGGUCUCAUCUUCUGCAGUAGACUUCAUGCUUUUCAAAAAUAUUUCUAUUGAUUUUAUUUUACUUAGAAGAUUAAUCACAGCUUUGGGAAGAAGUUCUUUAUGGUCUAAAGCAAGGACUUAUUACAAAAAUGCUUUAUCACUGGGUUGCUACCCAGAGUUGCAAGGAAAUUUAUAUCAUAAACUUCUGAGGAUUCCRUCUUACCUGUCUGAAGUUGAGAUGCUGUUGACCAUUGAAAUAUUUCUUGUUUCAAAUGCCAGUGAUAUUCAAAGAAGUACUAGUCAGACUCUUCAAAUAAUACUGAAAAGGUGUGAAGAUGGGACAGUUCAGAAUAACAGUGGCUAUCAUAUGGCAGUAGAGAGGCUGAUCCAAGCAGCUCGUUUAUCUGAUCCAAAGCUUUUCCUUAAGCAUAUGACAAUGAAUGUUAAUAUGGAAGAAGUUUACAGCCUGGGGCAUACAUCUGCUCUAAAAUGGCUUCAAGAGAAUAUGAAAUGGGCUGAGAAGGUCUGGCUGUUUCARUAGUUACUAAAUAGU
Malurus melanocephalus (red-backed fairy wren) is the source of this 6243-nucleotide messenger RNA. It is a transcript of the gene TOPAZ1, whose product is annotated as testis and ovary specific TOPAZ 1. Lineage: Eukaryota; Metazoa; Chordata; Aves; Passeriformes; Maluridae. Gene Ontology annotation, molecular function: protein binding. The record is from RefSeq and is a predicted model, not a curated record. The coding region runs from base 1 to 6231 and encodes 2076 amino acids. The transcript has 22 exons. Gene Ontology annotation, biological process: spermatocyte division; spermatid development.